Molecule: messenger RNA, 3443 nt
Organism: Amphimedon queenslandica
Lineage: Eukaryota; Metazoa; Porifera; Demospongiae; Haplosclerida; Niphatidae
Product: NACHT, LRR and PYD domains-containing protein 12-like
Exons: 4
Coding region: 1-3405 (1134 amino acids)
Biological process (GO): signal transduction
Molecular function (GO): protein binding
Source: RefSeq, a predicted model, not a curated record
AUGGCUAGUCAAGCAACUUUGGAUAGUAGUAUACAACCCAUGUUUCCUGAAGAAUUGUCACUGACUGAACGCGACCUCAAUAAAGCUAUUGAUAUUACUGUUUUUCCUAACCUCGAGCUUAAUUUUAGCUGCUCAUUGGGUAUUCGUCUUGGCCUGUCUGAGGCAGAAAUUACAGCUAUCGAUAGAGACAAAGACUCAGAUCAAGAUAAAGUCGUUGCUCUGUUUUUGAAAUGGCGAGAAAGAAAAGGAUCAGAUGCAACGUACUUCUCAUUAAUGAAAGCUCUUAUCGAAUGCAAUAACAAAGAAGCAGCGGAGAGGCUGUGUCGGUACUAUCAGGACAAGCACCAGACAUCAAGUGCACAGAAAUUUAAACAGCUGUCACAUCUUCAAAAACCGAGUCAUAGCUAUGGACAUUCAAAUAGUGAUUUGGUUGAUAUUGGUACUCAGGAUACCAGGAAAUGUGCCUGGAAGAUUGUUGAUAGAUACUGUGAUCAGAUAGUUAGUAUUCUUCGAAAAGAUGCUAUCCUUUGUAACAGUAUGCUGGAACUACUAGUAGAUAAAUUUCUGAUUGAGUCAGCAGAGCAAGAUGUUGUACAGCAAUUGCCAAAUUUGGAUAUCAAAAUUAAAGCAAUGAUGAGAUAUGUAUCUACCUUCAUCAGUCGAGCUAGAAAUCCUAAUCGUGCAUUUCUACGAUUUGCUUCUGUGAUUCAAAAUUUUGAAGAAUUUAAUCAAAUUUUUGAUAAAAUGAGGAUUGAAGCUUUUGAUGUCAAAAUUUGUAUCCCUCUUCAAUCAAUAAAGGCUACAAAGUUAUCUUCAAUGGUCAUUGCUAAAAAAGCUUCCUCCAUUUAUUCUGGUAAUUUUAAAAUUUAUCUUGACUAUGGAUUUAUUGAUAAAUAUGAUGAUGCUUAUGGCAAUGAUGUAAUAUCUCAAGUUUCAAUAAAGCAAUAUUCUGAUCAUUUAAAGAUAUGCUACAAGAAAAAGAAGCCUGACCCAAAGUCAUGUUUUAAGAUGAGCAUUUGCACUCAGUCAAAAUUUUAUGUUGAUCUGGCAUCUGUUAGAAAGCAAGGCUGCUCUGAUUCUUUCUCAUUAUCUACAAUACAUGGAACUGCUGAUGAUAUUUAUCAUCAUAAAGAGCCUCUCUCACUUGAGGAGCUAUGCAGGAUUGAGUAUGGAGAAGCUGUCUUGAUUGAGGGUGCCCCAGGGAUAGGAAAGUCAAUGCUUGCUUUUGAGAUAUGCAGUCGGUGGGUCAAGGGAGAAGCAUUGAAAAAAUAUCCUCUUUUGUUAUUACUUCGUCUGAGAGAUAGGGUUAUACAAAAUUGCAAAUCAGUGCGAGAGCUCUUGGGUUGUUUUCUGACGGAGCAGAAUUGGAAGGAUGCCACUGUUCAACAUAUAUUUAAUAAAAGUGGAAAGGGUCUGAUUGUUAUACUUGAAGGGUUUGAUGAGUUACCAGAAGAUCUUACACAGCCAGGUUCAGUUUUUUUAAAUAUUUCAGAAGAGUUGCCAUUUGCUUCACUGAUUUAUACCAGUCGUCCAUCAGCAAAGCACUAUCUGAGGCAAGAGAUUACAUUUAGUCAUCAUAUUGAAGUAAUUGGAUUUACAAGUAAAAGUAUCAGUCAGUACAUCCAGAUUUUUUUUCAAGACAACCCUGAGUAUAUUAAAACCUUCAAUCAAUAUUUAGAUGAGUCACCAAAAGUACGAGACUGUCUCUACACCCCUGUCAAUCUUUUUAUCAUAUGCAAUAUUUGUCAGCAGUACAUUAUGAACAAGGAGCAAGUGCCAUUUAAAGGUAUUGUAACUUCAACUAAACUGUAUGAGGCAAUGAUCAAAAUGUUACUGUAUCGACACAUUAAAAGUGAGGGCCCACGUAAGUUGAUAAAUGUUGCCUUGCAUGAUCUUCCUUCUUUGUACAAAGAAGAUUUCUCUUGUCUGUGUAAAAUGGCUUAUGAUGGGUUGAGAAAAAGAGACACUGAGCUGUUAUUUUACACUAGCAAAGAUAUUGAGACUCUUGGCAUGAUGCAGAAAGAAGUUCAGGUUUAUCCAGCAAUGGGUGGUGAUGUCAUUGCUUAUUCCUUUCUUCAUCUCACGAUGCAAGAGUUUCUUGCGGCUUACCACAUUUCUCAAAUGCCAAGAGAUAAAAUUGAAAAUACCUUUAAUAGUUUAAGAAAUGUAAUAAAAUUUUCGACAGUACUUUGUUUUUUAUCUGGUUUGACAGAACUUCAAUCAAUAUCCCCACGUGUUGAUCACAAAUUGUACAGCAUGACCCUAUUUCGUUGCCUAUAUGAAUCUGGAAAUGAAGCUCUCACAAAAAGUUUAUUCAGCAACAAGGAUAAAUUUUACAAGGUUCGUCGCCUACUGCCUAUACCUUCACCUCAAGACAUGUUCAUUCUUGGUAAGUGUAUAGCACUUAGUAGCUGUCAAUGGAGAUUGAGCUUUACACUCCGCGGAAUGACUUUUGAGUAUGUUGAGGAAUUUCAAAAAGGAUUGAACUCUGUAGAGUCUGGCCUAUUGUGUACAAUAGAGGAUAUCAGUUUCUCUCUUAAUCCAAUUGGAGAUGAAGGAAUAAUAGAGUUGCUACAAUUUCCUGAGCAUGUUCUUAAGAAUUUGAUUUCACUACGUCUAAUGAGCUGCAAAUUUCAUUCUUGUGCAGCCACAGAGUUUUCAAAACAGCUGAAAAAAUUUACUAACCUGAGAAAAUUAUUUUUCCAUAACAAUUUGCUUAAGGAAGGUGAACAGCUCUGCCUGAUAGAAGCGAUGAUACCACUUAAAUGUUUUUGUUUUACUUUUUCUAACCUUAGUCCUGAUGAGUGUGCAGUACUUCUAACCAAAGUAUCUAGUAUUGGUAAAGUUGAGCUUUACCAGUUGGGAUCCAGUAGCAUUGAAAAGGUCAUUGAAUGCUUACCUAACUCACUGUCUCUCAAAGCUUUACACAUUGAACAAAGUCAUUGCACUCCAGAGAACCUCAGCCUCCUACCCACAACACUCCCUUCCUCUACUCUCACUAAAGUAGAGCUAGUUAAUUGUGCCAUUGAUUCUAGCAGUGUUCGUACUGUUAUUGAUGCAGUGCUAAUGUCUCGCCAUCUAGAAGCUCUUAAUUUGAGGGAUAAUUAUAUUGAUGAUGAAGGAGGUGCUCAUCUGUGCUCUAUGCUCAAGCAGCUUUUUGGCUCAUCUGAAGAACCUGCUACUGACUCCAACAGCAGUCACAGUUUUAAUUUCCUUGACAUUGGGCAUAAUCCAUUUACGGGACAUGGAAUAUCAAGUUUUAUCGAUGAACUAGCUCACUUCAAGAGUGAUAGCACUAACUUCAUUCUCUCUUUAUCACUUGGUUGGAAGGAUUUAGUUUGUGAACAUGUUUCUUUUACAAAAGUUGAGCAGCUUAUAAAAUUUGAAAGUAAUGAGGACGAUUGAAUGUACAUUUUUUAACUUCUUAAUAAUUUUUAUAGUGA